This is a messenger RNA of Coffea arabica (coffee), 1432 nucleotides long. RefSeq names its product guanosine deaminase. Gene Ontology annotation, biological process: purine nucleoside catabolic process. The record is from RefSeq and is a predicted model, not a curated record. Gene Ontology annotation, molecular function: guanosine deaminase activity; zinc ion binding. NCBI's taxonomy places the organism in Eukaryota, Viridiplantae, Streptophyta, Magnoliopsida, Gentianales, Rubiaceae.
GUUGAGCGUGAGCGCGCGCUUUUCUGUAAUAGUGGCCUAUCUUCUCCUCUUCUCCUCGUCCCCUUUCCCUCCACGUUUAUUUUGCUGUUUGACGCCAAAUCUUUCUUUACUCAUAUCGUCGCUUUCCUAAAUAUUUCAUCUUCUCAUUCAAACCCUUUUCUUGAAACCAUUGACUUUCCGUAUAUUCGUCUCAAUUUUCAUCUUCACAAUGGAAGAAGCCAAUGUUAAUAGUGUGUCCGCUGCUUCAGCUUGAGCAUUGUUUGGAUAGGAUUCAGGCCUUUACUUGCAAACUCCCCCUUUGGAAUUUGUAUCCAACAUUUCACCAACCGGCUAUUCGAUAGGCUGUACAGGAUAGAGAACAUAAAUUCUUAACAAUCGCAGUCCAAGAAGCACAUAAAGGGGCAGAGUGUGGGCAUGGCAGACCAUUUGGUGCAGUAGUUGUUCGCAAUGAUGAAAUUGUUAUCAGCUGUCACAACAUGGUUUUAGCACGCACUGACCCUACUGCACAUGCAGAGGUCACAGCAAUUAGAGAGGCAUGCAAAAAGCUCAACAAAAUUGAGCUCUCAGAUUGUGAAAUGUAUGCUUCUUGUGAGCCUUGCCCCAUGUGCUUUGGUGCAAUCUACCUUUCCAAAAUUAAGAGACUGGUUUAUGGUGCCAAAGCUGAAGCUGCCAUUGCCAUUGGAUAUAAUGCUUUUAUUGCCGAUGCCCUAAGAGGUACUGGUUUUUACCAAAAGGGUCAUUUGGAGAUCAAGAGAGCAGAUGGUAAUGCAUCCCAUAUUGCGGAGCAAGUCUUUGAGAAAUCAAAGGCCAAAUUUCAUAUCCACUGAGGAAAAUGUUGAAAUCUGUGAUUGCUGAUAUGGAUGCUUUGGAACGAUUCACAUUUGCUCAUAAAGUAGCUUCUAGCAUCCAUAUUGUUUCAUUGAUCUCUACAUUGUUGAACAUGUCAAUGUGAGUUGCGAUUCCCUCGUCAUUUCCUUAACAAGCAUUUAUAUUUAUAUUUGUUUCUUUCUCAAGUUUGAGAGUCCCAGUUCAAUGAUCAUAUGUUAAAUUGCGAAAGGUGGAGAUAUUUUCGAUGAAUGUCCUUCACUCCUGUGUUCAGCUGGAAAAUUUAGAUUGGUAUCCCAGAAAGAUUGGUGUGCAUGUGCUCAAUUUCCUUCAAGGAUUUCAGUUUGCAUGAUGAGAUAUGAGAUUCAGUCUUGAAGCUUCAGGAGAUGACAGUUCUGGAAAACACAUAGAAAUAUAGCAACAAUUUCCCAUUGUACCAUUGUACUUCAUCUUCUUGACUCCUCGAAGUUUACACACAAACAAGCGAAGGUAGUUUUACUCGUAGGUUGUCUUUAAAUUGUAGUAAGUGGAACGGAUGAUAAAAAAACGUUGACUGAAACAUCCAAUAGUGAUGGAAAAUUUUAUGUCAACUCGGAUCAACUACUAA